GCUGGGGAGAGUGUGGAGUGAGCGACCAGCGGCUAAAACCCGGGAGAGGAGGGGGCAGAGAGAGGAUCCCGGCGCCCCGCCCUCUCGGUAACCGCCGGGAGCUGGCCAAUCCGGGCAGGCCGCAGUGAUGCGCAGCCUAUCAGCGACCAGGUCUCUCCCGGAGGUUCCGCGUUAGCCUUGGCCCUCAAGGCAGGGGAGGGGGCGAGGGCGCAGCGGCCCACCGCAGCUCAGGUUCCUGCCGCCUGCCUCCGGGGUUCUGGCAGGUCCGGGCUUGCCACCUCCCCGGAGACUUGAUGGCCACGGAGGGCCUGGUAGGGGCGCUUGGCACCGUGCUGGGGGGGAAGGGGUUGCUGGUGCAGAGCUGUGACUCGGAGCCGGCUGGCAAGCCGCUGUUGCCGGUGCGGCUGCGGAAGAAUGUCUGCUACGUGGUGCUGGCCGUGUUCCUCAACGAGCAGGAUGAGGUGUUGAUGAUCCAGGAGGCCAAGAGAGAAUGCCGGGGAACAUGGUACCUCCCUGCAGGAAGAAUGGAACCAGGGGAGACCAUCGUGGAGGCCAUGCAGCGGGAGGUGAAGGAGGAGGCUGGGCUGCUCUGUGAGCCAGUGACACUGCUGUCUGUGGAGGAGAGGGGUGCCUCCUGGAUCCGUUUUGUAUUCCUUGCUCGACCAACAGGUGGAAUUCUCAAGACUUCCAAGGAUGCUGAUUCUGAGUCCCUACAGGCUGGCUGGUACCCACGGGUUUCCCUGCCCACACCGCUUAGAGCCCAUGAUGUUCUGCACCUGGUAGAGCUAGGUGCCAAAUUCUGCCAACAAGCCAUGCACCCUCUCAUUCUUCCUCAAGAGCUUCCCUGCAAUGUGGUCUGCCAACGGCUGGUGACCAUCUUUACAACGGUCCAGUCAGUGUGGGUGUUGGUGGGCACAGUGGGGACACCUCACUUGCCCAUCACUGCCUGUGGCUUUACCCCUAUGGAGCAAAGGGGUGGCAUCAAGGUGGCCAUCUUGAGGCUGCUACAGGAGUGUCUGACUCUACACAGUUUGGCAGUGGAGACCAAGGGGUUGCUUGGGCUGCAGCACCUAGGCAGGGACCAUGUGGAUGGGGUCUGCCUAAAUGUACUGGUGACGGUGGCUUUUCGGAACCCAGGAAUCCAAGAUGAGCCCCCAAAGAUUCGGGGUGAAAACUAUUUUUGGUGGAAGGUAUUAGAGGAAGACUUACAGAAACAGCUUCUACACAGGCUCCAGGAAUCUUCUGUCGUCCCCCUGAGCAGAUAGAGAGACCCCAGCAGCAACCAAAAGCUGAGCAGCCACCCUCCCUCCGAGGCAGAGAAGAGGCUGGCAAGCAGGGAUCUCUCACUGCACACUGCACGGGUAUAGGGACCACACACUGAGCCCAAAGGGAAGGUGCCUUGAAUCCAGUCUUCAAGGGCUCAGUUGUUUUGAGGGUAUACAGUGCUUCUCUUUACGUUGGUGAGAUUUUUGAACCCUAAAAUGGCACCAUCUUCUUUGUCCACUUUGGAGAAGACUGCAUGUCAAUCCUUCCAACCCCAUAGGAAUGUAGAGGGGGAUGGGACAUGGGGGAUGCAUCCCUCAGGGCAGAGUCCUCAUUGCUGAGUAAAAAGGUGUUGCUUCACUUGC
Messenger RNA from Arvicanthis niloticus (Nile rat), 1628 nucleotides. RefSeq names its product nudix hydrolase 18 (gene Nudt18). The record is from RefSeq and is a predicted model, not a curated record. Gene Ontology annotation, molecular function: 8-oxo-GDP phosphatase activity; 8-oxo-dGDP phosphatase activity. Lineage: Eukaryota; Metazoa; Chordata; Mammalia; Rodentia; Muridae.